Messenger RNA from Cornus florida, 1299 nucleotides. Its product is annotated as putative late blight resistance protein homolog R1A-3. Gene Ontology annotation, molecular function: ADP binding. Gene Ontology annotation, biological process: defense response to other organism. The transcript is spliced from 5 exons. Bases 1 to 1299 code for a protein of 432 amino acids. Lineage: Eukaryota; Viridiplantae; Streptophyta; Magnoliopsida; Cornales; Cornaceae. The record is from RefSeq and is a predicted model, not a curated record.
AUGGCAUCAUAUAUAGGGGUCCAGCAAAUUGGGAAGCUUUCUAAUGGAGCUUCAUCAAGACCCAUCAGUCCAACAUUACAGGAAGAAACAAUAGUGGGUUUCAAUGAUGAAGCAACGACAAUAAUGGAGCUGUUUACUGAAGAACAUGAAAAGCAAUUAAAAGUUGUGUCAAUUGUUGGAAUGCCUGGACUCGAAAAGGGAUUUGUUGCUUUCCAAUUUAGAUAUGAUAUUUGCCAGAUCAGCGAUGAGAAGUUAGGUGAAGACUUGCACAAACGCUUGAAAGGGAGGAGAUAUCUUCUUGUUGUGGAUGAUAUAUGGAAUGUGCACGCCUGGGAUGAUUUGAAAAGAUAUUUUCUAAAUGACAGAAACGGAAGUAGAAAUAUAUUCACUAGUCAGCAUGAAGAUGAAAAUGAAAGUUGGGAUCUAUUACGACUAAAGACAUUUCAGGAAGAUAGUUGCCCUCAAGAGUUGAUGGAAACUGGAAAGCAAAUUGCCAGAAAAUGUCAAGGACUUCCCCUUGCAAUUAUUGUAAUAUCUGGGCUUCUUGCCAAAAAAGACAAGACACUUGAAUGGUGGAAGCAUGUUGCUGAAAGUCAUUCCCAGAAGACUGAAAUUCCUGUGCGACAAUUGAUAUGGUUGUGGAACACUGAGGGAUUCAUAUGGAAAAAUGACGAGAAAAGCUUGGAGGAAGUGGCAGAAGAUUACUUGAUGGAUCCGAUUGAUAGAAGUCUUGUAACUGUUUCCAAGAAAAGAUUUAAUGGUGCAAUCAAAGCAUGUCGUUUCCAUGAUCUCUUACAUCACUUGUGCUUGAGAAAAGGUCAGGAAGAGAACUUCCUUCAUGCGAUUUCCAAAGAAGCUUACGUAAAGAGUUUAUUAGUGGAGGUUAUUCUAAAGUUAGUUCUUCUGAGGUAUUUAGCGCUUCACAUUAGACAAGAUGCAUAUUUCCCUCCAUCAAUAUCCAACCACUUGAACCUAAAAAUCCUUAUUGUUGAAGGACUAAAAGGUUUGUUAGUUUUAUCACAUAAUGUAUGGAAGUUGGAAAAGUUGAGGCAUCUCUACACUAUGAUCCAGAGAGUACCCGAUGAUGGCUUCUGCUUUGUUUUGGAUGACCUACAAACCUUGGGCAAACUGCAUCUUUAUAGUGGAGACGAAGAAGCCUUGAAAUGGAUGCCCAACCUUAACAAACUAAAAUGUUGUAUAAGGAAAGGAUUGAAUGGGGAUGAUCAUUUUACAAAAUUGGACUUUCUGAUUCACCUUGAAACCUUGAAUGUGAGUGCAAAAGGUUUCAACUCCAGAUAA